GGGGUAAGGCUCUGUAUCAUCACGCACAUACCCACACACACACAGACACACACACACACCAGUCCAGCGGCCGAGCAUCGACCUGUUUUUCUCUGCAUCCACGAGCCACACUGAGAUGGAGAUGUCAGCAGCUGGGGGUGGCCUGGGGAUGUCUGGUCACCGUCAGCGCUCCGGCACAGUGAAGAGGAGGCUCUGGGGAGGGUUAAGGCAGCAGUGGAAGCUUCUGGGCGUUUUUGAGAUUGAUCAGCAGCACGAGUUCUACAGUCUCACCUGCAUGAUGAAGGAGGGAUUGGCCGCAGCGAUUGAAAACAAUAUUAACAAUUCACCUACAAAUGAACUGUCAGAUGAUGAUUACAAAUUAGAGGUCACUCAGAUUCAUAAGGACUUUACAAUGGAGACAUUUGCAGGCCCUGUGUUUGCCAGCCUGCGUAGCUCUUCAGGAAUGACGGAGCAGGAGUAUCAGCAGUCGCUCUGCUCUGACAGCUGCUACCUCCAGUUCAUCAGCAACUCCAAGAGCAAGGCCGACUUCUUCCUGACAAAUGAUAAGCGCUUCUUCUUGAAGACUCAGAACAAAAGGGAAAUUAAAUUCCUUCUGACCAACUUGAAAAUCUACAUGGAACAUCUGAGGAAGUUCCCCCAUUCAUUGCUGGUGAAGUUCCUAGGUGUUCAUAGGAUCAAAAUCCCACGCAGAAGCAAGAAAUACUUCAUUGUUAUGCAAAGCGUAUUUUAUCCCGAUGAUCGAAUCAACGCCAGAUACGACAUUAAGGGCUGUGAGGUGAGUCGGUGGACAGAGCCGACACCAGAGGGGAGCCAGAUCAUUGUGGUUCUCAAAGACCUCAACUUUGAAGGCCAGUUUGUCAUCCUUGACCGGCAGCGUCAAUGGCUUCUUCAGCAGGUGGAGAUUGACACGCACUUCCUCCAGACGCUCAAUGUGUUGGACUACAGUCUCCUUUUGGCCCAUCAGCCCUUACACCAGGAUGAACGCCACCAGAGUAUCUCCUUCGCGACUCUCAUUAUGAGAACCAAAAAAUCUGUGAAUCCAGGCUGCAGCCUUCUCCACGGAGGCAUGGCUCCUGUCCCUGGGGCGAUCUUAGAAGAUGACUCCACCUUCAAUUGGUCUGAAACUGAUUGGAGCUAUUUGGCAGCAGGUGCAUCAUGCGGCGGCAGGUUGAACAGUCAAGCGUGUCCAGAGCCUUCAGUGCCGAGCUGUGACGCAGCUCAGCUUCCAGACUUCAGGGCCCAAAACAGACGUUUGUUGCCCAAUCUAAAGAAUCCUCUGCACGUCAUUGAUGGGCCAGAGGAGCGCUACUUCAUCGGCAUCAUUGACAUUUUCACAGUUUAUGGUUUUAAGAAGAGACUCGAGCAUUUAUGGAAGAGGCUGAGACAUCCAGGCCGGUCCUUCUCCACUGUCAGUCCUCAGACUUACUGCCUGAGACUGUGUCACUGGGUACAGGACCAUACCAAGUAGACCUUGGCUGAGGGGAGGAGACUCACUGCUAGCUCUCACUGAGCAACCUCAGUCAACACACAUCUAAAGUUCAUCUACUGUAUAUCUCUUCAUGUGCUCAAAACGCAUCGACGGGCUUUUUCGCAGCCUCAUUUGCUAAAAAUCAGGUGUCACUUACUUUUUGCGCAUGGAUGGGUUCAUUAACACAAGACUUUCACUAGGAAGACUGCUGCACAUGACCAAUGGAAAAAGGAAAAGUUGGCAUCCAUUCAUUUUAACGUUAUGUUGAAAGUUUCACAUUACACCUGCAGCUUAAGUUAAUUAACAAACACUACUUAUUUAUUAGACGAAGCUUGGCUUUUACUAAAAAUGUUCAAAUAGUUGUGUGGUGUGUUUUCCAAACGUUAACAGAGUGUUUAAAACUGUGACUAAUGAGUGUAUGGGAACAUCAUUUUUAAGAAGCCGUGGUAUAUUUGUAUCACAUGUUGACAUUUUGAGAGGCUGUUAUUUGUCUCGUUGUCCAUUGUCUCAUUGUCUUAAUGUCCAAUGUUUUGCACCAACCGCCAUGUCAAAUUUCUUGUGUGUCCAACAAACUUUGGCAAUAAAUGUUCCUGAUUGAGAACAGAAAAUCAUUUUCACAUGCCUAAGCCCAUAGUUUAUUUCACAUCUGAAAAUCACCUCUGACGCAAGCUCACUUUAGUUCAUUUUUACAUACUGUACAAUAUACAUAUUUUUACUUGUUUUACUCCAUCCAAUGACAUUGUGAUACUAUAACUAACCCCACUUAAUUAACUUACUGUACCUUUUUGCUCAGUGCUCAGUCUAUCCUACAUUUUAGGAUCGAUUUGUAUUUAAAAAUGUUGAAAUAAAACAUGAA
This is a messenger RNA of Pungitius pungitius (ninespine stickleback), 2324 nucleotides long. RefSeq names its product phosphatidylinositol-4-phosphate 5-kinase-like 1 (gene pip5kl1). Gene Ontology annotation, molecular function: 1-phosphatidylinositol-4-phosphate 5-kinase activity. Gene Ontology annotation, biological process: phosphatidylinositol phosphate biosynthetic process. The transcript is spliced from 10 exons. Gene Ontology annotation, cellular component: plasma membrane. Lineage: Eukaryota; Metazoa; Chordata; Actinopteri; Perciformes; Gasterosteidae. The record is from RefSeq and is a predicted model, not a curated record. The coding region runs from base 116 to 1468 and encodes 450 amino acids.